AUGAAUCACCUACUGCUUGCGUUUACGGUGUUUGCACUUGGCGUUGCAUCGGAUUUGCCCAGCAAACCUCAUUCCGAAUACGGCGUUCCAUUGGCUUAUCUGAAGAAACUGUCAACUAACCACGAGAUACCUAAAGAAAUUCUCCCAAUAGAUGACAAAAAAUUAAGUUUACCUCCACGUGAUUCCUAUGGGGUUCCUAAAGUUCAUGAUGAAUAUGGAGUUCCACAUGUACAGGAAGUUAAACCUGUAGAAAUCAAUUACGAUUACCAUAUUCCUCAUUUGAAACCGGUUGCAAUUCCCGCAGCUGACUAUGGAAUUCCUUUUAUGCCUCAUGAUGAAUAUGGCGUGCCACAGGUGCCUCAUGGUGAAUAUGGAAUUCCACAUGUUCCGGAGAUUAAACCUGUAGUGAUCAAUUAUGAUUAUGUUAUUCCUCAUGUGGAGCCAGUUGUAAUUCCGACGGCUGAAUAUGGAGUUCCAUACAAACCACAUGAUGAAUAUGGGAUUCCUGAAGUCCCUCAUGUUGAAUACGGCGUUCCACAUGUGCAAGAAGUUAAGCCAGUGGUGACUGAAUACGAUUAUACCAUUCCCUAUGUGGAGCCGGUUGUAGUUCCAGUAGCUGAAUAUGGAGUUCCUGCAGAACCAAAUGGCGAAUAUGGAGUUCCUCAAGUGCCCCAUGCUGAAGACGGAGUUCCACAUGUUCCAGAACAUAAGCCCGUAGUGAUCAAUUACGAUUAUACUAUUCCCCAUGUGGAGCCGGUUGUAGUUCCAGCAGCUGAAUAUGGAGUUCCAGUUAAGUCACAUGGCGAAUAUGGUGUUCCUCAAGUUCCUCAUGCUGAAUACGGUGUUCCAGAUGUUCCCGAACAUAAGCCUGUAGUUAUCAAUUACGAUUAUACUAUUCCCCAUGUGGAGCCGRUUGWAGUUCCAGCRGCUGAAUAUAGAGUUCCAGCUAAACCRCAUGKCRAAUAUGAAGUUCCYCAAGURCCUCAUACUGAAUACGGCGUUCCACAUGUUCCAGAAGAUAAGCCCGUAGUGAUCAAUUACGAUUAUACUAUUCCCCAUGUGGAGCCGGUUGAAGUUCCAGCAGCUGAAUAUGGAGUUCCAGCUAAACGACAUGACGAAUAUGGAGUUCCUCAAGUGCCUCAUGCUGAAUACGGCGUUCCACGUGUUCCAGAACAUAAGCCCGUAGUGAUCAAUUACGAUUAUACUCUUCCCCAUGUGGAACCGGUUGAAGUUCCAGCAGCUGAAUAUGGAGUUCCAGCUAAACCACAUGGCGAAUAUGAAGUUCCUCAAGUGCCUCAUAACGAAUACGGUGUUCCUCAUACCCAAGACGUUAAACCUGCGCUGACUGACUACGAUUAUACGAUUCCGCUUGUACAGCAAAUUUCGGAGCCUGAAAAUAACCAGGGAUAUAUCAACAUUGUUCCAGGCAUUCAAGCUCCUCGUCUUCCCACAAGAGUAGUUGUGCCUCAUGCUGUUUAUGGCGUACCAACCCACUAA
Messenger RNA from Dendroctonus ponderosae (mountain pine beetle), 1497 nucleotides. RefSeq names its product zonadhesin-like. Bases 1 to 1497 code for a protein of 498 amino acids. The transcript is spliced from 2 exons. Lineage: Eukaryota; Metazoa; Arthropoda; Insecta; Coleoptera; Curculionidae. The record is from RefSeq and is a predicted model, not a curated record.